UGGAAGCCCGGUCUACGCAGACGAACUCAGAGGGACAAGAAGUUGUGCAAAUGCCGAAGCAUCAGCUUCGAAUACUAGGACCGACCUUCAAUCUGUUUCCAUUGAAUUCAUUUUCUCUGAGUCGAAAAGUUGCUCAAAAGGAAAAAGACGCAUUUAUUUCAGCAAGGUUAUCGAGAAUGGAAAAGGCUUAUCAAGACGAGGGGAUAAGGAGGUCAGUAGAAGGCGUUGUGCUGGUCCACGACCAUGGACAUCCGUUUGUUUUAUUUUUGAAUUUAGCAGGCACGUUUUCUAAAUUACCAGGUGGAAAAUUGAAAACCGGAGAAGGGGAAAUAGACGGCCUUAAAAGGAAGCUCAACAUGAAGCUGUCUCCUGCCAUUCACGGAGAUAACUCCCCGGAAUGGCUUAUUGGCGAAUUGAUUAGCAUUUGGUGGAGACCUAAUUUCGAGACAUUGUUCUAUCCCUAUGUUCCGCCUCAUAUCACAAGACCGAAAGAAUGCAAAAAAAUCUUCAUCGUUCAAUUGGCCAAGCCGUGUAAUUUUGAAGCGCCUAGUAACUACGACUUAAAGGCAGUACCCUUGUUUGAAUUAUAUGAAAACAGAGGCGAAUACGGACCCAUCAACGCGAGCAUACCCUCCUGUCUUUCAAGGUUUAACUUUAUUUUUUUGUAAAGAGCUGAUGUUAAAUCU
Molecule: messenger RNA, 686 nt
Organism: Schistocerca gregaria
Lineage: Eukaryota; Metazoa; Arthropoda; Insecta; Orthoptera; Acrididae
Exons: 2
Coding region: 51-668 (205 amino acids)
Cellular component (GO): mRNA cleavage factor complex
Molecular function (GO): mRNA binding
Source: RefSeq, a predicted model, not a curated record